Messenger RNA from Oncorhynchus tshawytscha (Chinook salmon), 4107 nucleotides. Its product is annotated as pumilio homolog 1-like. The transcript has 24 exons. Gene Ontology annotation, cellular component: cytosol; cytoplasm. Lineage: Eukaryota; Metazoa; Chordata; Actinopteri; Salmoniformes; Salmonidae. Gene Ontology annotation, biological process: miRNA processing; regulation of mRNA stability. The record is from RefSeq and is a predicted model, not a curated record. Gene Ontology annotation, molecular function: mRNA 3'-UTR binding. The coding region runs from base 375 to 3815 and encodes 1146 amino acids.
AGGUAUGGACAGACCGUUGACUGGGAAUAAUGAACUGUCCACACACUCCCCUAACCAGUGUUAUAGACACCACUAUAAUCUUUAUAUGAAUGUAUUUGAGAUCAUUAGUGUAUUUUUGCCCAAUGUGAGAGAACAACGGAUGUCAACAGAGCCACACGUAUGUAUAACAAAGGGACUGGUGAGAGACCCUCCCCUCCCAGUUGGCGCAAUGAACCGCACUCUCUCUGCUCUCCUCCGUUCCCAUGAUGCACCGCGUCUGCCUGUCUCUGCUCCCCUCCGAGCCGCCAUGUUGUCGGAGUGAAAGCCUGGAAAUCUGGAUAGAGAACCGGGGCUGAAAUCUUCAACCAUCCGCCCUCUCCGCCUGCCGUGGUGGAAUGAGCAGCGUGUGUGUGUUGAAGGGUAAAGCAGUGCUCUGGCAGGCCUCGUUCAGCCCCCACCUCAGAACUUCAACUCCCAGCAUGCCGGUGGUGCUGAGCAGCGGAGGACACGCCCCCCCGGCCGGACAGACCCCACAUGCCCCGCCACCAAGCCAGCAGGGCGUGAUGGGUACAGGGCGCUCUCAGGAUGAUGCCAUGGUGAACUACUGCUUCCAGCGGCAGCACGGAGAGCAGCCUGGCAAACACCGCUGGCCCACUGGGGAGAACAUCCACGACAGCCAGGGGCGGUCGAUGGAUGAGCUGAACCAUGACUUCCAUGCUCUGGCUCUAGAGGGGCGUGCCAUGGGAGAGCAGCUUUUGACAGGUAAGAAGUUUUGGGAGAGUGACGAAGCUGGAAAAGAUGGCCCAAAAGGGAUCUUCCUGGACCAGUGGAGGGGCGGCGCAUGGGGGGCCACAGACCACUUGGUGUCUCAGCCAAUCAUGGUGUCUCAUCGGCCGGGUGGGGGUUUCCAUGGCGGCGGGGAGGUGGGCGGGUCAGUGAUGUCACCGCGGUCAGAGAGCGGGGGCUUAGGAGUCAGUAUGGUAGAAUACGUCCUCUCCUCUUCUCCCGCCGAGAAACUGGACUCCUGCCUCCGUAAGGGACCUUUCGGUCCGAGGGAUGGAGAGGUGGGGGAGGAGAUUAGGGAGAAACCAAAGGCCUCAUUUGAAGGAGAGAAACUCAAGGAGAUGGGAGAGGGUGACAUCAUCAGUGAUGUCAUCAACCCCAACGGGCUCCCUGUGCAGAACGGCCUGGACGUGGAUGGCAAGGAGUACAGUCGUCAAGGCCAGAUACUGCCCGCGGGUCCAGACACUGACCUAAUAGGGGGUGUAGGAGGGGAGUGUAUGGUCUCCAUGGGAGGUAGUGGUGGUCCCAAACCCCAAGAGGUCUUCUCUGGGGUGGAACAGGGUGUUACCAUGGAUACCAUGCAGUCUGUGAUGGAGCCGUUGCAGUUUGGCUACAACUCCCAGAUGACCAUGGACUCUCAGCCCACCAUGGGCCUCUUCGACUACAGCAACCAACAACAGGUGUUCCAGAGACCCAGUGCUCUAGCAGCCCAACAGCAGCAGUAUGCCUUGGCAGCAGCACAGCAAUCUCACAUUGGUUUGGCUCAAGCGUUUGUUUCCAACCCUUACAUCAUCAGUACCGGUCCGUCUGGAACCGACCCCUACGCUGCUGGACUGGCAGCUGCUGCAACACUGGGCCCAACGGUGAUGCCUCCUCAGUACUACGGGGUGACUCCCUGGGGAGUGUAUCCAGCCAAUCUGUUCCAGCAACAGGCUGCGGCCGCCAACAACUCAGCCAAUCAACAGGCUCAAGGACAGAACCAGCACAACCAACAACAGGUGAUGCGUGGGGGCGGUAACCAGCGACCCCUGACCCCUAGCCAAGGUCAACAGGGUCAGCAGAACGACCAGCUGAUCUCCGCCGCAGCAGUCAACUCAGCUCUUGCCUUCGGACAGGGGCUGGCUGCCGGCGUGCCUGGCUAUCCCAUGCUGGCUCCAGCUGCUUACUAUGACCAGACGGGGGCGCUAGUGGUCAACACAGGAUCUAGGGGCGGACCCGUACGCCUCAUGGCCCCCGCAGGCUCAGUUAUUAUCUCUCCCUCUGCUGCACAUGCAGUGGCAGCAGCAGCUGCAGGUGGCGGGGCUAACGGUGGUAUGGGAGGCGGGGCCAAUGGUCCGUUCCGAGCCAUGCAAUCACAGCAGCCUCAGCAGCAGGGGGGAGGGGCUAUGUCAGGAAACUCCUUUUAUGGAUCCUCUCUUAGCAACUCAUCCCAGAGCUCCUCCCUCUUCUCUCAAGGUAGCCAAUUGACGUACUGCUCCGCCCAGCCGGGCCCCGGCUCUGCCUCUCUGGGGUUUGGUCAGAGCAACUCUUCACUCGGAGCGACGUUGGGCGGCUUUGGCACUGCAGUGGCUAACUCCAGUGGUGGGAGUGGUUCUCGUCGUGACUCUCUGACUGGCACUAGUGACUUGUACAAACGCACGCAGUCCAGCCUCACUCCCAUUGGCCACGGGGGGUUCUACAACGGAACCCUGGGCUUUAGCUCCUCCCCCGGGCCGGUCGGAAUGCCUCUGCCCAACCAAGGCCCCUCCCACUCCCUAACUCCACCCCCCUCUCUGUCCAAUCACAGCUCCUCAUCCAACCUCAACCUGGGAGGUCUGACCAAUGGCAGCGGUCGUUUCAUAUCUGCUGCUCCGGGGGCGGAGGCGAAGUAUCGCAGCGCCAGUUCUGGCUCCUCCCUCUUCUCUCCCAGCAGCCAGCUCUUCCCGUCGUCACGGCUACGUUACGGAAUGUCGGACGUGAUGCCGUCAGGGCGGAGCCGGCUUCUAGAAGACUUCCGGAACAACCGCUACCCCAACCUGCAGCUGAGAGAGAUUGCUGGGCACAUCAUGGAGUUCAGUCAGGACCAACACGGCAGCAGGUUCAUCCAGUUGAAGUUGGAGAGGGCCAGCUCAGCGGAGCGUCAACUGGUGUUCAGUGAGAUCCUCCAGGCUGCCUACCAACUCAUGGUCGAUGUCUUUGGAAACUACGUCAUCCAGAAGUUCUUUGAGUUUGGCAGUGUGGACCAGAAGCUGGCUGUAGCUGAGAGGAUCAGGGGUCAUGUCCUGUCUCUGGCCCUUCAGAUGUAUGGCUGUAGAGUCAUACAGAAGGCGCUGGAGUUCAUCCCCUCAGACCAACAAGUUAUAAGUGAGAUGGUACGGGAGUUGGACGGUCAUGUGUUGAAGUGUGUGAAGGAUCAGAACGGCAACCACGUGGUGCAGAAGUGUAUCGAGUGUGUUCAGCCCCACGCGUUACAUUUCAUCAUCGACGCCUUCAAGGGACAGGUGUUUGCCCUCUCCACACACCCCUACGGCUGUAGAGUGAUCCAGCGUAUCCUAGAACACUGUCUUCCAGACCAGACCCUGUCCAUUCUGGAGGAGCUGCACCAACACACGGAACAACUGGUGCAGGACCAGUAUGGUAACUAUGUGAUCCAGCAUGUGCUAGAACACGGCAGAGCGGAGGACAAGAGUAAGAUCGUAGCUGAGAUCAGAGGAAACGUACUGGGGCUCAGCCAACACAAGUUUGCCAGUAAUGUGGUGGAGAAGUGUGUGAGCCAUGCGUCACGCACAGAGCGGGCCGUGUUGAUAGACGAGGUGUGUAGCCUGACGGAGGGGCCCCACAGUGCCUUGUACACCAUGAUGAAGGACCAGUAUGCCAAUUACGUGGUGCAGAAAAUGAUUGACGUGGCCGAACCCACACAGAGAAAGAUCAUCAUGCACAAGAUCCGGCCCCACGUCUCCACUCUGAGGAAGUAUACAUAUGGAAAACACAUCCUGGCCAAGCUGGAGAAAUACUACAUGAAGAAUGGAGUGGACCUGGGCCCUCUCUGUGGCCCUCCCAACGGCAUCAUGUAAACCUUCUACCCCUUUUCCACACCUUAACACUUGAGGACAAGACGGGCCAACGGGAACGCGGGACGUGCUCAAUACAUCACCUGCUGGGUUGGUGGAGGAACGGUGGUGAUUCAACAUGUCGGACCCUCUGUGUACAGCUGACGUUGUAUUGGAAUGUCACGUCUUUUAUACCAUAACCCCUAUAUACCCUACAUGAAAAAUGACAUGUUAACUACUACCCACACACAACCUAUUAUUUCCUACCACCCGAUGGUCUAAACCCUAUACCCGCCCCCCCCUCUUUUCCCCCCUA